Molecule: messenger RNA, 1149 nt
Organism: Striga asiatica
Lineage: Eukaryota; Viridiplantae; Streptophyta; Magnoliopsida; Lamiales; Orobanchaceae
Source: the annotation of a GenBank genome assembly
CUUAUUUCAACCCAAAUUGCCGCCAAUUAAAUCCCUAGAAUCCCGAGCACACUACUCCCAAUUUCCUUAUAAACCCUAGCAGCCCCCAUUUUGCCCCCCCAAAACCCACUCCCAAAUCUUCAAUUGCUACCCGUUUCCCCAUUUGCCCUACAAAAACAGCGAACGUUAAUCCGCAAGGAUGUUGGAGCUGAGGCUCGUGCAGGGGAGCCUGCUGAAGAAGGUUCUGGAAGCAAUUAAGGAUCUGGUGAACGAUGCCAAUUUCGACUGCUCGGCCACCGGAUUCUCCCUCCAGGCCAUGGACUCCAGCCACGUGGCGCUGGUGGCGCUGCUGCUCAGAUCUGAGGGCUUCGAGCACUACAGGUGCGACCGCAACCUGUCCAUGGGAAUGAACCUCGGCAACAUGGCCAAGAUGCUCAAGUGUGCUGGAAAUGAUGACAUCAUCACCAUCAAGGCGGAUGAUGGGAGCGACACGGUCACCUUCAUGUUCGAGAGCCCCACUCAAGAUAAGAUUGCAGAUUUUGAAAUGAAGCUCAUGGAUAUUGAUAGUGAGCAUCUUGGAAUCCCUGAAGCUGAGUAUCACGCCAUAGUUAGGAUGCCAUCUGCUGAAUUUGCAAGAAUUUGUAAAGAUCUGAGCAGUAUUGGUGACACGGUUGUGAUCUCUGUAACUAAGGAAGGUGUAAAAUUCUCAACAAGAGGUGAUAUUGGAACAGCUAACGUUGUUUGCAGACAAAAUACUACAGUAGACAAGGUUGUUCUUGUGGCCUUUCCUGAAGAUGCUACGGUUAUAGAGAUGAAUGAGCCCGUGUCUCUGACUUUUGCUCUAAGGUACUUGAAUUCUUUCACAAAGGCAACUCCCUUGUCUAACACGGUUACAAUUAGCUUGUCCUCCGAGCUUCCAGUUGUGGUUGAGUAUAAGAUUGCAGAAAUGGGCUAUAUAAGGUUCUAUUUGGCACCCAAGAUUGAGGAGGAUGAUGAAGAAACAAAGGGAUAAUUUAUUGAUUUGCGCUUGUUGGGGAAAUCUUGUUUGCUAGCUCGAGCCUAGUAGUAGUUGGUGUAGUUGAGGAUUAUAAGUUGGUAUUACUGAGCUAGUUUCAAUUGGUAUCAUUCAUAGGUGUGGUUAAUUUGAUAAAUGUUACUCGAUUACAGUUC